This is a messenger RNA of Neurospora crassa OR74A, 4184 nucleotides long. RefSeq names its product sulfur controller-2 protein (gene scon-2). The record is from RefSeq and is a predicted model, not a curated record. Gene Ontology annotation, molecular function: protein binding. Lineage: Eukaryota; Fungi; Ascomycota; Sordariomycetes; Sordariales; Sordariaceae. The transcript has 5 exons. The coding region runs from base 1234 to 3399 and encodes 721 amino acids.
CUUUGCGAUCAAGAGCGACGGCCAAUCUUGUCUCUUUCCGUCUGCAACAUUUCACAGUCACACACACACAGAGAGAAGGAGCAACGAAGUCAAGACACAUCCGAUUUCAGGCGGUGUGAAGCAACAGCUGAGGUUCAACACCCCGUUGCGAUACUGCCCGAGACUUCCACUUUGCCAUUUUGGAAAGAGUGCUCUCUCUAAGGUAGUAUACCUCAUCCAUUCCAUCCGUCACCGACAGGCGACAGCCGUUCCAGAGCUGUCACUUACCUGGUAUUCGGUUACAUACCUACCUCUACGCUACUGUACAAAGAGGGAGCACGGGCACUCGUACCCGACACCUACAGUAGCUUCCUUCAAAGAGCAAGAGAGCAGUCACAUACCUACUAGCUGCCCAGACUGAAAGGAAGAGACAGCAAGGCACCGAAAGCCGGAGAGACUAGAAGUUUGAGACAUUCCACUUGGACAACAGAAGUGGAACAAGUGAACCUGGAAAUAGGUCAGCAGCGGUCAUCAUCAUCACAGUCCAACAACGUGCCCACCUCCACGGCAGGGAAUCAAUCCUUCAACGGUCCCUCUUUCAUCUCAGCUGAGCUCUUCCUGAUCGCCUCCAGUCCUCCUCCCUCCCCGGGGCUCCAUCUCCAAUCCUCCGCCAACAACAUCCAGAUCCCAUCACGUGUCCAUCCAUCCAGAAACAUCAAGAUCGCCAGUUGGGCUGCCCGGCAUCACAUCGCUGCUGUUUGUUGUCUGCGGGACCCUGCCUUCCUUCUGCUCCUCCUCCAGCUUCAUCUAGACCUGCCCAACGGUGGAGCGAGUCUGGAUUCCGCAUUAACGAGAUUGGACCUUUGAGACGGUAGACCGCCCAAACAUCGACCACACCAGGGCAUCCAUCCAUACACCUCACAUCAACCAGCCCGAUCACGCAAGACCACAUACCCUUUCCCGCCCCAGCCUGACCGACGGGAGUACCUACUACUAGUACAUACCUUGGACUGGACAGGACUGGACAGGCAGGACAGUAGUGUACAGGACAGCACUGCGAUACAUACAGCAGCAAUCUGCGUCCCCUGGUCAGCACGCCAUCCAUCGCCCUCUAGCCGACCAAUGCUUGGUGUUGCCUCUUCCGCCAUUCAACAACAGAACCACGCAACCGCAAACGCACUCUAAAUUCCCCCUCAGAACGCACAAUCGCAGCGUCAUUCUGGGCCCGGCGGUCCUCGACUCCCCCUUCUCCCAAUGGAUUCCUACCACCUCGCCCCGUCUCGUCCGACUGCGAGCUUCGGACAUGAUAAUGACGCCCCGCUCCAACAUGGGCCUCUAGUGAACUCCUACUCUCAUCACCAUAACAACCACUCGCGCGACACCGACUCCGAUCCCACCGACCAAAACUGCGACCGCAAACGACCCGAGCAACAGGCAAGGUUGCGCUCCCGCAACAGCGUCACCAACAUGUCGUCCGUCCUCAUGAGCAAGACUGUCACGCCUUUCCUUCGGGAACACAUUCCCAGCAUCUACGCCCCCAUCGGCAAGCCGGGGAACCAAGAGACGGCCAGAGCAGAGAACCCCAAUUCCAAGUACUGCUAUAGACACCACCCCGACUCAAAGUGCCGAAGGGCUGCCGACAAGGCCAAGAUGGUCAUGAUUCAGAGCGAGCUAGACAAGCUCACAUCAGCGGAUCAGCAAGCUGUGACCCACGUGUGGUCCCUGUUCUCGGCCGCCCCUGCCCGACAUCGCGACCUGAUGCUUCAGGGUAUCCUCUCCCAGCUCUGCUUCCCCCAGCUCUCCUUCGUCUCGAGAGAAGUCAACGAAGCCCUCAAGAUCGACUUCAUCUCCGCCCUCCCCGUCGAGCUCGCCCAAAAGGUCUUAUGCUAUCUCGACACCGUCAGCUUGACCAAGGCCGCCCAGGUCAGCCAGAGGUGGCGAACCCUGGCCGACUCGGAUGCCGUCUGGGUCCGCAUGUGCGAGCAACACGUCAACAGGAAGUGCACAAAGUGUGGAUGGGGAUUGCCCUUGCUGGAACGCAAGAAGCUGCGCAACUACACCAGACAAAGACAGCUGGCCAAGGGUGGGCCACAAGGGAGGGUCACAGAACUGGCCGACUCCCACGACAGCCAGGAUCGAUCCGUCAAUCAACAUGGAAAGCGCCCGGCAGCAGAGGCGGAGGAAGAGGACCCCAUCAAGAAGCGCCAGUGUAUGGCUGCAGCAGAAGCCUCCAAGGCGGUAACGCAACCCAAGACCCGAAGCUGGAAGGCCGUCUACCGGGAUCGCUGGCAGGUCAGCUACAACUGGAAAAACAGCCGAUACAAGUUGUCGGUUCUCAAGGGUCAUGAGAAUGGUGUCACAUGUCUCCAGCUCGAUGAUAACAUCCUUGCGACUGGAUCGUACGACACCACUAUCAAGAUCUGGAACAUUGAGACUGAGGAGUGCAUUCGGACCCUUGUCGGCCAUACGGCUGGCAUUCGUGCACUACAGUUUGACGAUUCGAAGCUCAUCAGUGGCAGUCUUGACCACACCAUCAAGGUCUGGAACUGGCAUACCGGCGAGUGCCUCUCCACGUUCGCUGCCCACACCGACUCAGUGAUUAGCGUUCACUUCGAUGGCCACCUACUCGCCAGUGGGUCGAGCGACAAGACGGUCAAGAUUUUCGACUUCAACUCCAAGGAGACAUACUGCCUCAAGGGCCAUAGCGAUUGGGUCAACUCGACCCAUGUUGACAUCAAGAGCCGAACCGUGUUCUCCGCCUCGGAUGACACGACCAUCAAGCUGUGGGAUCUGGACACGCGCCAGGUUAUCCGGACCUACGAAGGACAUGUCGGCCAUGUGCAACAGGUCCUCAUCCUCCCGCCCGAGUAUGAGCCCGACGAGGAGGUGCUCAACGGUGCUUCGCAAGACAACCAAGACGCCAUGUCAGUAUCAUCGGGCGGAAGCGGAAGCCCCUCCAUGUCGCAUGCACAAAUCGAGCGCGCCGGCAGCCCUGGCAGCCAUAGCUCCAGCCACAACCUGCUACCGAGCAGCCUGCCUAGUGGUGACGAGGACGUGCGCCAUCUCUAUGGAUCCGCCUUUGUAGCCGACGAGUCACGGCCACUUCCCCCGCGCUAUUUCAUGACAGGCGGGCUCGACAGCACCAUGCGUCUCUGGGACAGCGCGACCGGUCGGUGUUUGAGGACGCUGUUUGGCCACCUCGAGGGCGUUUGGUCUUUGGCGGGAGAUACGAUCCGUGUGAUCAGUGGAGCCAACGACGGCAUGGUCAAGACGUGGGAGCCGCGCAGCGGAAAGUGCGAUGCGACGUAUACGGGCCACUGCGGACCCGUGACUUGUGUCGGGCUGAGCGAUAGUCUAAUGGCCAGUGGCAGUGAGGAUGGAACGAUUCGGUUACAUUCCUUCAAGCCCUGUCGGCAGUGAGGUGGUGGCUGGGGUUUCCGUCACUUGGGAACGAUGAGAGCAUGUCGGGUUUCAACUACCCAUGUUGACUGCUCUUGCAUCUUCCUCCAAUUUUGGAUAUCCCGGAUACGCCAUCUUCACCUAUCAGCGUCCUCGCAUUUCUUUCCUCUUUUUUUUUUCUUCUUCUUCUUCUACUACUCCACCCUCUAUGCGAUCUCAGACGCAACUUUUCUUUUUGUGUUUUUUUUGCUUUCAACAAAACAUUGCCUCUCCCCAAGAAGGGAACAAAGGAAGGCAGAUUAGUUUUGGGUCAACUUGCAAGCAUAGGUUACAGCGUCAUGUGUUUUACAAGUUAGGCAUCUGAGAUGGGAUCUCAAAAGCAGCCAGGCACUUAUAGUGAGUGAUACAGAAAAGGAAAAGGGGGGGCGUCAUUUUGCAUGGUUUUGGAAGGAUAUAUCCUUGGGGGAUGGUUGGUUGGUUGGAUGGAGUUUUAUGAUUUGGCUUUUGUUUACUUUUUUUGUUCUAGUUCUAUACCCUCUUGCUUCGUUUGGUGGUGUGAUAGUAUGAUUUGAAAUAAUGAAAGAUAAGAUGGUAGUUUGGAAUGGGACGAAUAUAUGGAGUCGUUCAUGUUGAAGUGCUUCGUUGGUGAACCGAAUAUAUGUACAUUCAGUGACGGCGAUGCUUCGGAUCUGUAAUGAGAUUGUCUUUUUGUGUAUGUAGUUCAUGGUCUCACCAUCGGUUCUCGAGAAUGACUGGAUAGGUACCUAGCGAAAAGUUGGAAUCAUGUUCCGUUUCCACAUGGUAUC